AUGACACUCAUGGCUGCCAAGUUCACGCCCGAGGUAUUGCUCUCGGCCCCUCGCCGGUCUCCAGGACUACCCAAUCCCUCCGGCAAGCUUGCAUUGUAUACGGUCUCUUCUUACUCCUUUGAGGACCACAAGAAGACUUCGCAAAUCCGUGUUCUUGAUGUUAGCUCUGGUGAAUCAUCCCCGCUCAUCGAAGAGCCGGGGGCUAGCGAACCAGUUUGGAUUGGGGAGGAUGAGGUCCUCUAUCUCAAGGCCGGCGAACAUGGCAACACUUCUCUAGUUGUCCGCCAGCUCGGGUCCGCCGAAGCCUCAUCGUCGUAUGAGGCUGGCUCAGUCAAGGCCCCUAUUUCCGAGGUCAUUGUCAAGGCACUGCCCAACGGCACGGUGGCUUUUGCCUGCUCGGCAACGACGAAUCCCCAUGGAGAGCUCCAUAAUCCCGAGGUAGAAAAGGAGCCGCACUCGUCCGCCAAGGUUUAUACCAGCCUCUUUGUCCGGCACUGGGACACUUGGGGUAGUAAGAACUCGAGCUCCAUCUUUUACGGCGCUCUUGAGAAGAAGGACGGCAAGUACUCGCUCAAAGACAACAAGUUGACCAAUGCUCUUGCGGGAACUGGCCUCUCCUCGCCAGUGCCACCGUUCGGCGGCUCUGGCGACUUUGAUAUCAGUUCAUCAGGACUGGUGUUUGUGGCUAAGGACCCCAAACUCGACGCUGCGAUCUACACCAAAACGGACCUCUACUUCAUCCCCCUCGAGACCUUCACCGAGACUAACCCACCCUCACCACGAAUCGUCAAGACGCCCGGCCUUGAAGGAUACUCCAACAGCCCCGUUUUCUCUAACUCCGGGCGCAAGGUUGCAUUCACACGCAUGCGCAGCAACCAGUACGAGUCGGACAAGCCGCGUCUCCUCAUCGUCCCCGACAUCGCCGACCCAGAAACUACGGAGGAGUUCUACGCGACCAAGGAUGGUGACGGUGGCUGGGACACCCGCCCAGAGUCGGUUCUGUGGAGCCAUGACGAUGCCACGCUCUAUGUUACCGCUGAAGAUCGCGGCCGCACGCUGAUCUUUGAACUCCCUUCCACACCAUCCAAGGCUACCUCCAUCCCCACUCCCAUCAAGACCCCCGAAGGCAGCGUCAAUUCCUUCCACCUCAUCGCCAACCCUUCCACAACCAGCCAAGCAAAAGACCACCUCUUCGUCACGUCCACAUCCCUGAUCGACAACUCCAACUACGCCAUCACCCACCCCGCCUCCGGAACCUACAGCGUCGUUUCGUCCGCCUCCAAGCAAGGCAAAUCCUUCGGUCUCUCCCGCGGCUCCAUCGACUCCAUCACCUUCCGCGGCGCCGGCGGCGACUACGACGUGCACGCGCUCGUGGUACGCCCGUCGUCGUACUCGCCCGAAAAGAGAUACCCGCUCUGUAUGCUCAUCCACGGCGGGCCGCAAGGCGCCUGGCAGGACUCGUGGUCCACGCGAUGGAACCCGGCUGUGUUUGCUGAGCAAGGAUAUGUGGUCGUGUGUCCCAACCCGACGGGCAGUACGGGCUAUGGUAUGGCGUUGGAGGACGGGAUCAAGGGUGACUGGGGUGGACGGCCGUAUAAUGAUCUGGUGAAGUGUUUUGAAUACGUGGCGGAGAAUUUGCCCGAGGUGGACGUCAACCGCGCUGUGGCGUUGGGCGCGAGUUAUGGCGGGUACAUGAUUAACUGGAUCCAGGGCCACCCACUCGGGCGCAAGUUCAAGGCACUGGUCUGCCACGACGGUGUGUUCAGUACGCUAAACCAAUGGUCCACGGAGGAGCUUUUCUUCCCGAUCCAUGACUUCGAGGGAACUAUCUACGACAACCGGGCGGGCUACGAGAAGUGGGAUCCGGCACGGUUUGUGAAUGAGUGGGCAACGCCCCAGCUGAUCAUUCACAGCGAGCUGGACUACCGUCUCCCCGUCACCGAGGGCCUGGCGGCAUUCAACGUCUUGCAGGCUAAGAAGGUGCCUAGCAAACUGCUGAUGUUCCCGGAUGAGAACCACUGGGUACUGAAGCAUGAGAACUCGCUCGUUUGGCAUCGUGAGGUGCUGGCUUGGAUCAACAAAUACUCGGGGAUCGAAGAGGAACAACAAAAGGGGUUGACGGACGGGGUUGGUCAGUUGAAGGUGUAA
Dichotomopilus funicola is the source of this 2148-nucleotide messenger RNA. RefSeq names its product Alpha/Beta hydrolase protein. The transcript is spliced from 6 exons. The record is from RefSeq and is a predicted model, not a curated record. Bases 1 to 2148 code for a protein of 715 amino acids. Gene Ontology annotation, molecular function: serine-type endopeptidase activity. Gene Ontology annotation, biological process: proteolysis. Lineage: Eukaryota; Fungi; Ascomycota; Sordariomycetes; Sordariales; Chaetomiaceae.